Molecule: messenger RNA, 3066 nt
Organism: Bradysia coprophila
Lineage: Eukaryota; Metazoa; Arthropoda; Insecta; Diptera; Sciaridae
Source: RefSeq, a predicted model, not a curated record
GAGUGGUGAAUAUUCUGACAUUCGGGCAUGUAACUUUUUUUUCAUAUCACGAUUCAGUCGAUCUACACUACGUCGUGUGUAUUGUUUAUUUUCAUUUAAAAGCAUUUAAUUCAAUAAAUCUCCUGUUGUUCAGUGUCGUGAGAGAGUUCAUCAAGAUCCAGAGAUAAUGUUAACCGUUCGUCUAUGCGAAUAAAUGCAUUAAAAUUGACACAAAUUAGAUUUGACUUAAACUGCAAUGUCCAGUGAUUUUGUAUCGCGAUUUUGUUUAUAAUUAUAAUGAUUAUGUUAUGCAAACAGACUGUUGGUAAAAGAAAAACCUACGACACACAAUAAACAAUAAACCGUGUGAUGUUUGGCUAUAUUGAGUAGACUUUUUUUUGUAAAUUGUUUUGUUUUGGGUGUUGUGCAAUUUUUCAAGAGUUAUUUAUUUGCGUUACGGUGUGCGCUAAACUACGCCCCCAUUUCUAAUUUGCAUAAAUUAAAACUGGUGAACAUAAACUUGAUUUCUGCAUUGUUCCAUUGGCCUGCUGGAGCCAAUAUUAUAAUUUUCCCGACGAAUUAUUUGCAUAUUCAUACCCUGUAGACCGUUGAUAUCCAGUUCUCCCGUCAGCACAUUAAGUAUCGACAAAUUGACGCGCAAUGGAUCCGGUUUCGCCGCAAACCAACCAAUCUGUAAAUGAGUCACAACAAAAAACAAAAACAUCAACACAAGAUCCAUAUUUGAAUGGCAGUUCUGCACGCUAUACUGAUGGAGACAAUGCAAACCGAAGUAAAUCGAAUGACGUCAAGCGAAAGAAAUCGAAAAACACAUCAUCAGCUUCGGCAAAUAAUGCAUACACCGGCGCCAAUAUGAAAAACUAUAAUUUAGAUGAAUGGCUGGAGAGCUCGUUUCGAAACAGUUUUAGCAAUUUUAACGCGGACGGCUAUGUUCCGCCGAAUGUUAGCGGAGGAAAUUCUCAUGGAAAUAAACCAUUUGUACCUGAUCAGAUGCAUAGUCGUUAUUUAAAGUAUAUGAUGCCAAGUACACAACCGUAUCAACAUCCUUCAACGUCCAGUACACCAUUUGGCAGACCAACGUUCAACAAUCAUUCCGAUUUCGCAAGUCUACCGCCCGUUGUCAAUUUGAACAACUUAAAUCAACGCUCCGAUUCGAACGAACUUUUAGAUGGAAUGGAACAACGAAGAUUUAGCGAUCCCUGUUUGGCCGGUAACUCUGAUAACGAUUCACCGAAUAGUGAAGAAAAUUCGCAAAAGCACACAUCGACGAAAGGUGAUAACAGCAAAUUGUUCAAGACAUUACUGGAACAGAUUCACAUUUUGCACGAAACGAAUUCGAAAAUUUGUCGAAAUCUUCAUGAAAAUAUGGUUGAUAUACAAGCAUUGAAACACGCACCAAGUUGGGGCUUAAGACACCGUAGAGAAAGCCUCAGUGGGCUUAGCACACACAGUCAACCAAUGGGUUAUUUUGGUACUAAUAGCCCAGCACCCACAUAUCAUUCAGGUAUGUACACACCGGGAAUGAUGACAGAUGUUGUUAGAGAGGUAAAAGAAGCGGCUCGCGUCAGAGAAGAUGCGUUAUUAAGCCGUGUUCGAGCUAUUGUCGAUGAACGAUCUUGGUCGACCGAUGUUAACAUGAAGUUGUGCCGUGAUUUAGAGGAGAUGAAGAUUCAAUUCAAUGUAAUGCGAGCUGAACGAAACGAAACCAAUGCCAGAAUGUUAAAAAUGGAAGACGAAAUCAAAUCGUUGCGUUCUGCACUGUCACAUGUGUUGAAUAGUGGAUCCCGCCAAAAUGUUGCCUAUCCACACCAUUCACCAUCGUUUAACGAACGUGAUUUUUCCCAUUCAUCUGUACGAUCCGGCGAACGGCAUACGAGGCGAUAUUUAAACAUUGACCAUCCAGUGUCAGCGAAUGAAAAUGAUAUUUUGUCGCCAUUGAAUCCCUUGCCGCAUGACAGCCGAAGUGCAGAGAAAUUGCAAUACGUACCUGGGUAUCUAGAAAAUGUACAUUUAAAUGGUCACGCCAACGGAGGCGCGUAUUGCGUACCGGAAAGCGAAGCCAACGACAGUGAUAUUAUGCAGAUGGAAAAGGAAACAUUGAAACUGAGACAGGAGCUGCAGGAUAUGAAGGACAGUAAACAGAAAGCCGAUUCAAAGAUUCAAGAUCUCGAGCAUACCGUCAAGUCUCUACAAAAUAAGAUGUCCCAAGGUGACACCGUUCCAAAGACUUUCGACCAUGGCCCGUCGACCGCCAAUAGCCGUAAAUCAACCGAAAACGGAUCGCAAUCACAAGGUAAAUUGCAAACUUUGUCACAUAUUCAAACGAAGUCACCGAAAAUGUUGACAACCAGUUCGAUUACCGUUACAGGACCGGUAACGGAUCUUUAGUGGUUAUGGUAUUCUUUAAUAUUUUGUUUGAUUUUUGGCAUAAUUAGCUACUACUUAUAACCGUUAUUGCUCAAUCAUUCGAUUUAGAUUUUACUAAAACGGAGAGAAAAUAUUUUUUUACAUUUUUUUGUUGUUGAAUUUGAAAGUCUGAGCUGAGGGUCUGAUCAAGGUAUGAAUUGAAGUUGAAAUUGAGUAUACUAAACGAAAACGAAUUUUAGGUUUUCUCCAUCGAAAUGGAUUAUCGUUGUGGUUUGUGGAGAUCGUUAGCUACGCAUUGUGUUCAAUUUUAUACGGACUGAAGUGAAUGAAUGAGAGAGUCGAGCGAAAUCUUCUAUCACCGAACAAUAAUCUAUUUCGAUGCGAAGAGACACUCGAUGCGCCAACUUAAUAUCAAAAAACAAAUAAUUGUAAAUUGUGCCAUUUUUCGUCGAUAUGUGCAACCCAGUCCAUCAUUUUUCUUUAUGUCAAUAAAAUACUUUCAUAUUUGACUAAUCAGUGUCGAAAAGUCAAAACGAUUUUUCCAUACUAUAGUUGGAUGGCGUAAGGUCGGGUGUUUUGCAUGCGUGAAGCAUAACAUGAAUGGCUUUUUAUCGUUGAAUGAAUGAAAAAAAUGCCCGUCACGAAUAAGAAUCAACAUCCAACGGAACGGAACUUUGUUUCGUGAGUCCAUUUUACGAUUUA